Molecule: messenger RNA, 2148 nt
Organism: Ornithorhynchus anatinus (platypus)
Lineage: Eukaryota; Metazoa; Chordata; Mammalia; Monotremata; Ornithorhynchidae
Gene: REPS2
Product: RALBP1 associated Eps domain containing 2
Exons: 17
Coding region: 52-1962 (636 amino acids)
Biological process (GO): endocytosis; endosomal transport
Cellular component (GO): plasma membrane; cytoplasm
Molecular function (GO): calcium ion binding; protein binding
Source: RefSeq, a predicted model, not a curated record
CCGGGGGCGGGCGGUGGGUGAGGACGUCCCCGCCGUCGCUCCGUCCGGCCGAUGGAGCCCGGCCCGCCCCCGCCGCUGCUGCUCAACGACGGCGAGCAGCGACGCUACUCCCAGCUGUUCGCGCAGUGUUGCGGGGCCCCGGACGCCGCCGCCGCCGCCCCCGGGCCCGUGCGGGACCUGCUCCGCGCCGCGCAGCUCCCCGCAGACACCCUCCACCAGAUCACCGAGCUGUGCGGUGCCAAACACGUGGGCUAUUUCGGGCCGACCCAGUUUUACGUCGCGCUGAAGUUGAUCGCGGCGGCUCAGUCCGGCCUCCCCGUACGAAUCGAGAGCAUCAAGCGCGAGCUGCCUCUUCCUCGCUUUGUGGGCCUGAAGAAUGACAGUGAAAUGAGAUACGGAAAUCCCGCGGAAUUACACGGAGCUAAAUUUCAGGUUCCCUAUGCAGCCAUGGAAAAGAAUACCUUUAAAAGAACGGAUGACGGGGAGAAACAGGAACCGAAGUCUCCCGUGUCCCCACUGGGCUCCCCUCCUGCCUCUCCCUCGGAUUACCAGAGGACCCCCUUGGGUUACGGUUACGGCAGACGGAGAAGUGGCGUGGAACAGCAGCGUGGAGCUCCUUGUGAAGCGAGACAGCCUGGGCUCCCCCAAGACGCACCCCCAGCGGGCCACCAGGGAACCAAGCAAACCCGUCGGCAUGCUUCGCUCACCCGGUCCCUUUCAGUCGACAGAGAAGCACGAGAAAGCAGCAGUGAUUACCCAGAUGAUCCCUGGAGGAUAACUGAGGAACAAAGAGAAUACUAUGUCAAUCAGUUCAAAUCCCUCGAGCCUGAUCUCAACGCCUUCAUUUCAGGUUCUGUGGCAAAGAACUUCUUCACAAAAUCGAAACUCUCCAUCCCAGAACUUUCCUACAUAUGGGAGCUGAGCGAUGCGGACUGUGAUGGAGCACUGACCCUGCCUGAGUUUUGUGCUGCCUUUCACCUCAUCGUGGCCCGGAAGAAUGGCUACCCCCUGCCAGAGACCCUGCCUCAGACCCUGCAGCCGGAUUACCUUCAAGCGGCUUUCCAUAUGCUCCAGCGGGAUGGCGCAUCAUAUGAUCCGUAUGCCGAGUCGACUGCGGGAAGCCAGCUUCCUCGGGACGUGAGUCGGAUAGAGCCACCCGUGGAGAAGAUGCCCGAGAAAACUACCCAGUUGCGAGACGUGAAAACUGAAGAGAAGCAAGCUUCGAGAGUAAGCGUCGUGGACCAGACACUGCGACAGGACUUAUUUCCUGGCCCAGCUGCACAGAAGGAAGCGAACUCUCUCAAAGCAAGACCACGGUCCAGGUCUUACUCGAGCACGUCAAUCGAAGAGGCCGUGAAGAGGGGCGAGGAGCCGCCAACCCCGCCUCCGCGCCCUCAGAAAUCGCAUUCCAGAGCCUCCUCCUUGGAUUUGAACAAGGUCUUCCAGCCAGGCACCCCAGUUGCUAAAUCAGGAUGGUUACCUCGGCCACCUGCACUCCCCCCUAGGCCUCAUAUGUCACAGGCUGAACAAGUUUUGAAGAUGGAGCUUCAGCCUCAGUUGAGCAGAACCCCAUCCCAGACCGAAGAAAAUAGCCCAGUAAAGAAGGCAGUCAUCCAAACAGAAGAAGGCGAUUCAGACGGCUAUUCGCAAAAACAAAGAAGCCAACGCUGUGCUCGUCAGGUUGAACAGCGAACUCCAGCAGCAGCUAAAGGAAGCGCACCAGGAACGGACGGCCCUGGAAUCGCAGUUGGAACAGCUCCGCCCCGUCACCGUCUUGUGACCCGCGGGGUUCGCCGAGAUCACCUGAGCCCUCGUGUCGUCGCCCCGUCCGCUCGGAGCCGGCGCGCUGCCUUGGCACGUCAGAGGAAGCGAGCGGCGGAAUGUGAUAUCCCCUUUUGUAAAAAUUUCCACCCCCGGUCCUGCCGUGGAGGACUCGGGCAGAUUUUCGGCCUGCAGCUUUAGGCGAGACGGGAGAUUCCCGGUCAUCAGGCCGCUCCCAGCUCUGCUCCGGGCUAGUGAGACCUGCCGCUCGCUCGCCCGUCACCCUGAAUCGGUCCUAAAUCCCAAAUCGAUCAAGUUAAUCGCGGCUCGGCCGUUUGUCCCCCGUGUGUGUCCCUGGGCAAGUCGCUUCACUUCUCUGCGCCUCAG